AUGUCUCUCGCCCUGCAACACUUCCCCAAGGCCCAAGAGGCCAAGCUGCCUUUCUACGGUGAUUACAAGAAUCUUUACAUUGGCGAUACUGUUUCCAGCACGAAAGAUGACCCGGUUGCUCCCCUGACCAGUGGAUUCUUCCGUGCCGAGGCCGGCGCUAAGACAACCUCAACCUACACUUACUUUGAGGUCAAGCUCGUUGUCGAAGGCGACUUGAUCGUCUCUGACGGUACAGGCCAAAAGGUUAAUGCUGUGGCUGGCGACGUCUUGUACUUCCCCAAGGGCGCUACCAUUACUUUCGAGUCCAAGAACGGAGGGGCUGCUUUCUAUGUUGGACAGAGGGCCCAGAAGUUUGAGUAG
Messenger RNA from Fusarium falciforme, 360 nucleotides. Its product is annotated as Cupin-3 domain-containing protein. The record is from RefSeq and is a predicted model, not a curated record. The transcript is spliced from 4 exons. The coding region runs from base 1 to 360 and encodes 119 amino acids. Lineage: Eukaryota; Fungi; Ascomycota; Sordariomycetes; Hypocreales; Nectriaceae.